UUCUUCUAUAGUCGUACUGCGCAUGCGCAUGGGAAGCCUAGGGUAGGCCCUGCUGUUUUUUCUAACUCUAGUUCAAUCCUACACUGCCGUCUCAACCAAAACAAGGCGCAAGAAAAUCCCCCUCCUGGACGGCAAAUAACCGAGGGUUUCCAUUGUCAUUGGAUUUGAGUUAUUUUGUUUGGACUUAAAACGCUCAAUGACAAUCUACAAGAGCCCUUCUGCAACUUUUCCAACCUAAAGAAGAUUUAAGAGCAGAUUUACAGGGGUUCAGGAGCGUUGCUGCUAUUCCAGAAAUAAUGACAUGAGAGGGGGUUAGUGCUAACAUGUGGUGCCUCCAGUCUCGCACCCGACUGAAAGCACAUACACCCCACAGGGACCCACAGCAGGUUGCUCUACCUUGACCUCAGAAUCCUCUGAUUGACCCUGCACACAAAAACAUUCAUAUUCACACGCACCUUCUUUCUGGCCCACCGAUUGUCCUCAUCCUACAUCCUGUGGCAAGCUUCUCUCUUCCUUCCUUAGAGCAAGCAGGCCUGGAGGUUAAUGUACAAAUGUCUACCUCACGCUUAAAGGUCCUCUCUCUACAACUGCGACCCUGAACACACUACAAAAAUGACCUCCAGCAUAGACCGGGAUGACAGCAGUAUCUUUGAUGGGUUGAUGGAAGAAGAUGAGAAGGACAAAGCAAAAAGAGUAUCUAGGAACAAGUCGGAGAAGAAGAGGCGAGACCAGUUCAAUGUGCUCAUCAAGGAACUGGGCACCAUGUUGCCGGGCAACACCCGCAAGAUGGACAAGUCGACCAUCCUACAGAAGAGCAUUGACUUCCUGCGCAAGCACAAAGAAAUUGCUGCGCAGUCUGAGUCAAGUGAAAUCCGUCAGGACUGGAAGCCGCCAUUCCUUAGCAAUGAGGAGUUCACACAGCUGAUGCUGGAGGCACUUGAUGGCUUCUUUCUGGCCAUCAUGACGGACGGCAACAUAAUCUACGUCUCAGAAAGUGUUACGUCUUUAUUAGAACAUCUACCUUCUGAUCUUGUGGAUCAAAAUCUGUUGAAUUUCCUUCCACGGGGUGAGCAUUCGGAGGUGUAUAAAGCCUUGUCCACACACAUGCUGGAAGGAGAGACCCUUACCCCAGACUACCUAAAAACAAAGAACCAGUUAGAGUUCUGUUGCCACAUGCUCCGGGGCACGAUCGACCCAAAAGAGCCGCCCGUUUAUGAGUAUGUCAAGUUCAUCGGAAACUUUAAGUCCCUCAACACUGUGCCUAACUCAACACGUAAUGGCUUCGAGGGAGUGAUCCAGCGAUCGCUGAGGCCGGCUUUUGAAGACAGAGUGUGUUUCAUAGCAACCGUGAGGUUAGCCAAACCUCAGUUUAUCAAGGAAAUGUGUACUGUGGAGGAGCCCAAUGAGGAAUUCACCUCCAGACACAGUUUAGAGUGGAAAUUCCUUUUCUUGGACCACAGGGCGCCUCCCAUCAUAGGUUACCUACCCUUUGAGGUUCUGGGUACUUCAGGGUACGACUACUAUCACGUGGAUGACCUGGAGACUCUGGCCAAGUGCCAUGAACACUUGAUGCAGUAUGGUAAGGGGAAGUCGUGCUAUUACCGUUUUUUGACUAAAGGUCAGCAGUGGAUCUGGCUUCAGACUCACUACUAUAUCACCUACCACCAGUGGAACUCACGGCCGGAGUUCAUCGUCUGCACACACACUGUGGUCAGUUAUGCCGAAGUGAGGGCUGAACAGCGCAGGGAGCUGGGCAUUGAGGAAUCGCCUCCUGAGAUCUCAGCAGACAAGUCUCAAGACUCAGGCUCUGAGUCCCAGUUGAACACCUCCAGCCUGAAGGAGGCCCUAGAGCGAUUCGAUCACAGCCGCACACCCUCCGCCUCAUCACGGAGCUCCCGCAAGUCCUCCUCACACACCGCCGUCUCGGACCCCACGUCCACACAGACAAAGCUGCAGACAGACCAUAGCACACCACCCCGCCAAUCAGUGUCAGCCAUUGAGAUGACAUCACAGCGGAGGUCCUCCAUUAGCAGUCAGUCGAUGAGUUCUCAGAACACAGGACAGACAAUGGCCACAUCUCUUGUGUCUCAGCCUCAGCAGCCUCAACCACUUCAGCCCACUGUGCAGCCAGUGAUUCAGUUUUCCACACAGAUGGAUGCGAUGCAGCAUCUUAAGGAGCAACUGGAACAGCGAACACGCAUGAUUGAGGCCAACAUCCAGAGACAACAAGAGGAACUGCGGCAAAUCCAGGAGGAGCUGCAGAGGGUGCAAGGGCAGGGCUUACAGAUGUUUCUGCAGCCAGGAGGUGGUGGUCUCAACCUGGGCUCAGUACAGCUGACCCAGGGAUCGUCCGUGCAGCCAGGGAGCGCUCUGUCCAUGCAGGGGGCGGUGGUGCCGGCGGGGAGCCUGCAAAGCGGCCUGCAAUCUACACAUACAGGGACACAACACACUGUCACACAGCAUCCUCAGCAGGCACCGCCACAGCAACAGAACCUUCUCAGAGAUCAGAGCUCCACCCUAAAUCAGCAGUCUCAGAGGUCGUCACACACAUUACAGUCUCCUCAGGGAGCACUGCCUGCAUCUUUGUACAAUACCAUGAUGAUCUCUCAGCCGACGCAGGCCAAUGUUGUGCAGAUCUCCACAAGCCUGGCCCAGAACAGCAGCCCCAGCGGAGCCGCGGUUGCCACCUUCUCACAAGACCGGCAGAUACGGUUCCCUGCUGCCCCACAGCUCCUCACUAAGCUAGUAACCGGCCCAAUGGCGUGUGGUGCAGUCAUGGUGCCUACCACCAUGUUCAUGGGGCAGGUGGUGACUGCAUUUGCCCCGCAGCAGGGCCAGCCUCAAACAAUCAGCAUCACCCAGCAGCCGUCUGCACAGACGCCAGAGCAGCAGGCUCAGACGCAGUCACAGACAGCUACAGGAACAGCCCAACAGCAAGGACAGGCCCAGGCUCAGCUCGCCCAGCAGCAAACACAAUUCCUACAGGCCCCUCGGCUUUUACAUGGCAACCAGUCUGCCCAGCUGAUCCUUCAGGCAGCAUUUCCUCUGCAGCAGCAAGGCACCUUUGCAACUGCAACACAACAGCAGCAGCAACUGCAACAGCAGCAGCAACAGCUGCAGCAGCAACAUCAACAACAACAGCAACAGCUGCAACAACAACAUCAACAACAGCAGCAGCAGCUGCAGCAACAACAACAGCAGCAGCUACAGCAGCAACAACAGCAGCAGCAGCAGCUACAGCAGCAACUGGCAGCUCAUCGCUCAGACAGCAUGACGGACCGGUCCAAUGCACCACCUCAGUAGCUGACAACACAUCAGAGACGCAACCAAAUCUCCAUUGAGCAGUCUUGCAAGCUAGGGGCCUUCUGAGGGGAAUGUUUCAAGCUAAAAAAAAGCAGUAUUUGUACUGUACCCACUCAGAUACCCUUCCACUGCUUAUAGGUGAAGGGCCAGACCUAAUCGGGUGUCGUUUUUCGCCCCGUGCCCUCUUCGACCUAUAGGUAGUUGGUCAACGGCUGCUUGCACUGAAUUCUGGGAGAGGUCCGACCACGAACGCCGAACUUUCUGCUGCCCGGCAAGGGAGUUUUCCGCAAACUGUCACCAUCACAUCCCCUUUGUCUCGUAUGCCCAGUGUGUGCCGUCAUCCCUCUUUCACAGGUUUAAUUUAUGCAGAUUGAGACUUCAAAGAAGUCCCGCAGGACAAACAACGCCUCUCUCUUUCUUUCUGCCUCUCUUUCUCUUCCUCUUUCCUCCUCAUUUUACUUGUCGAAGUAAUUAUGGGUCAGAAAAUAUUUUUAAGAAUGUCGUGUGGAUUCCACUUUUAUUGUACAGUUCACCUGUAAAAUAAUGUGUAAAUAUAUGGACAAAAGGAAAGAGAAACUAAUAUUUUAUAUGAUGCAUGAGAUGAAAAGCGUAGUCUGUUAUUUGUAGCUUUGAAUAUACUUUUUUUUCUAAUAUUCAAAGGAAAAAAAGCAAAACUUAAUACACAUAAUGGCUGAUCUCUUCACAGACUUCCUUUUUCCAGUGGGAUAGGGGUGAGUGUGUGUGCGUAUGUGCUUGCGCACGUGUUCGUACGUAUGUGUGUCUGCCAAGCAGGCGAUGCUGGAUCCACAGAUUGUGUCACAGUUGGUUUAAAAACGGCCUUCAUAUUUUAGUAAAACUGUUAAAGGAACAGGCAAUCUUUAGAUGUUUUGCAUCUUGUUAUGCAGUGACACCUUAGUAAUUUCAAAAAUAUAGAUAUGAAUAUUUUAGAGAGAUGUUUUACAUUUGUAAAUACUUUAAAGAGAAGGCUUCAGAUUUAGUAUUUCUUGCAGUUAGGCAAAAAUAUAGAAAUGGUGCUUCGACUGUUUAGAGCAGAAUCAUUACAGCUGGAAAUGUCCUCACGACUUUCGCUAUUAUGUACCGAUGAUAGUUACGGUACUCUGCUAAACUGGAACUGAAAGCAGGGUUAUGAUGAGGAAAAAUAUAUUCAUUUUAAACAAUACAGGUAAAUUAGCUUAAGGCUAAGCUUCCUUUAGUUUUACAUGGUUGUUUACACUGUUAUACAGUGUUUUCGGUAUGGUUCACUAAGUAGGUUUGAAUAACCAGAAAUAUAAACAACCAAACCUGUUAAUCAUUUAGAGAUUAUCACAUAUUUGCACAGCUUUAAUGCAGGCGUACUUUCACUUGCCUUUCUCCGGUUUCCGCUCAUCGUCAAACGAUGAUGUUUCAGUGAUGACGACUUGACUUUGCGAACUUCUUCCACUCUCAUAGACACUCUUGAAAGGCAGGAAUGUAUAGGUUCACUAGUACCUCUGUAACGCUGACAAAGUCACUAGCAACGUCUAUCUCAUAGCCCAAAGCACAGAACACAAGCCUAGUGUUGACAAUCUGAUUCUGUUUAUUGGCCCCUGUAGUAUUACAGUUAAAAUAUGCCAGAUUAUAGUAGAUUAAUUUGAUAUUUAAACUGAUUAACUGUGUCUUCAGGAUUUUGAGAUUUAUAUUUAUGCUUGUUUGACAAGACACACACUGUAAAAAGUAAUACGCUCUGUCGACUCAAUAAAAUUGAGGCAACAGAUUACAAGCAAUACUAUUAAUUAAAUUCAACAUAUUAGAAUUGAGUUAGAAUUAAUCUGUUGAAUUCCUUAAAAGUCAACCAUUUAAAAUGAGUAAAAUUAGCACCAUUACAAAAACCUCAAACUGACAUAAAAAGCAAAUAGUCAAACUGCCCAACUAAACGAAACACUGAUAACCAUAAUGGCGACCAAACAUUUUCAAUAACAUCAACAUCAACAUCUAAACCUCUGUUAAUUCUUGUGUUUCUCUUUCCAUCAGUGAUUCUGCUUGUUAUCAUCAGGUGUCUUCUACGGUGGCCCAGUAGUGCACAA
Messenger RNA from Megalobrama amblycephala (Wuchang bream), 5366 nucleotides. RefSeq names its product clock circadian regulator a (gene clocka). The record is from RefSeq and is a predicted model, not a curated record. Gene Ontology annotation, molecular function: protein dimerization activity; DNA-binding transcription factor activity, RNA polymerase II-specific; E-box binding. Lineage: Eukaryota; Metazoa; Chordata; Actinopteri; Cypriniformes; Xenocyprididae. The transcript is spliced from 24 exons. Gene Ontology annotation, biological process: regulation of transcription by RNA polymerase II; circadian regulation of gene expression. The coding region runs from base 613 to 3303 and encodes 896 amino acids. Gene Ontology annotation, cellular component: cytoplasm; CLOCK-BMAL transcription complex; nucleus.